Molecule: messenger RNA, 2453 nt
Organism: Phycomyces blakesleeanus NRRL 1555(-)
Lineage: Eukaryota; Fungi; Mucoromycota; Mucoromycetes; Mucorales; Phycomycetaceae
Exons: 21
Coding region: 1-2340 (779 amino acids)
Biological process (GO): transmembrane transport; chloride transport; intracellular iron ion homeostasis
Cellular component (GO): membrane; endoplasmic reticulum; Golgi apparatus
Molecular function (GO): voltage-gated chloride channel activity
Source: RefSeq, a predicted model, not a curated record
AUGACACAGGCGCGUACUUCGACAGCACAAUUAGAAGAAGAGCUGGCCCAGAUCAGGCGCUAUGAAGACUUUAGCACCAUUGACUGGGUCAAGGAUGCCAUCAUUGAACGUUAUCGCCAGUCAUCUAUCCAAACACAGAACAGAAAUGAUACCUCAUGGAGGGCUUGGCGUAAACUUACCUAUGAAACCACUCAGACCUGGAUUGUAGUGACUUUAGUUGGGGCUGCAAUUGGUCUUAAUUCGGCAUUGAUUGCCAUUGUAACCGACUGGCUGUCUGAUAUCAAGCUUGGCUAUUGCUCAGAAGCUUGGUGGUUAAACCAAAAGUUCUGUUGCUGGGAAAUCGAAGCGAGGGAUGGAAGUUGUGAGAAUUGGAUCCAUUGGAGUCAGGCACUACAUAUGGGUCCAGAUGUUUUUGUAGUCAAGUGGAUUUUUUAUGUUUUUUGGGCAACGUUGUUUGCGACAACAUGCGCUUAUCUAGUAAAGGUGUUUGCACCAUAUGCGGCUGGAUCGGGUAUAUCUGAAAUUAAGUGUAUUCUUGCUGGUUUUGUCAUGCGUGGAUUCUUGGGAAGUUGGACACUGAUGAUGAAAAGUGUUGGUUUGACCAUGGCAGUAGCUUCUAAUUUAUCAAUCGGUAAAGAGGGUCCUUCUGUUCACAUGGCCUGUUGUGUUGGAAAUGUUAUAUCCCGCUGUUUCCAGAAAUUCAGGACAAGUAAAGCCGAGAUGCGUGAAAUAUUAACAGCCUCAAGUGCUGCUGGUGUCGCAGUGGCAUUUGGUUCGCCUAUUGGUGGUGUUUUGUUUGCUCUGGAAGAAAUGAGCUCAACAUUCCCUAAUCGAACAAUGUGGAAAAGUUUUUUCUGUGCCAUGAUUGCAACUAUGGUUCUUCAGGCUAUGAAUCCUUUCCGCACAGGAAAACUAGUCAUGUUCCAAGUGAGCUAUGACAGAGAAUGGCAUUUCUUUGAAUACCUUUUUGUCGUGGUGAUUGGUAUAUUUGGAGGUCUUUAUGGUGCACUUGUUAUCAAAUUCAACCUUAUUGUGGCUCAAUUAAGAAAACGAUACCUAAAAAACUAUGGUGUAUCUGAAGCUGCAGCUCUGGCCUUUUUUACGGCUUUGAUAGCCUAUCCAAAUGUGUUUAUGCGUAUCGACAUGACAGAGAUUAUGGGUAUUUUAUUCAGGGAAUGUGAAGGUGCCCAAGGUGAAAACUAUUACGGACUGUGCGAAACAAAUGGGGUGGGACGCCUUGUGGUACUUUUGUUAGUAGCUACAGUCUUGCGCACUAUUGGAACAAUUGUGACUUAUGGUUGUAGAGUUCCGUGCGGUAUUUUUGUCCCCUCUAUGGCUAUUGGAGCUACUUUCGGACGUAUGAUUGGAUUGUUGGUAAAGGCAUGGCAAGUCUCCAACCCAGACUUCUUUUUGUUUGCUUCUUGUAAUCCAGAUAUGCCGUGUAUUACUCCCGGUACUUAUGCCUUUUUGGGUGCAGCAGCUGCUCUCUGUGGAGUAAUGCGUAUCACUGUAUCUGUGGUUGUCAUUAUGUUUGAGCUGACAGGACAGAUUACUUAUAUUCUUCCUACUAUGAUUGCAUUGAUGAUUACACGCGCUGUUGGAGAUUGGUUUGGAGCUGAUGGUAUCGCUGAUCGUUAUAUUAGACUCAAUGGUUACCCGUUCCUUGACAAAGAAGAUCAUGUCUUUGGUGUUCCAGUUUCUCAUGUAAUGCAAUCCGAAAUGACCGUAAUGACGGCUACUGGAAUGAAAUUCAAAGAGAUCGAUGAAAUUCUGCGGAACACAAACUUCCAAGGCUUCCCUGUUGUUCAAGACAAUAAGAGCAUGGCAUUCAUUGGUUAUAUCGGUCGUUCAGAGCUUCGUUAUCUUCUUGACAAGGCUCGGUCUGUUUAUAAAGCUCAUGACACUACAGGUGUUCGAUUUAGCCCAGAUACAAAUGAAGAUCCAGAAGUUUUGACAAGUACAUCAGAUGUGGACCAUGUAAUACCCGGGUCUUCUGAUUUCUUGGACUUUGGGCCUUAUGUUGACCAAACACCUAUCACAGUCCACCCAAAGCUUUAUCUUGAAACGGUUAUGGAUAUGUUUAAGCAAUUAGGUCCUCGUGUGGUUCUGCUUGAACAAGGUGGAAAAUUGGUUGGUUUGGUCACAAUCAAGGAUGUAUUACGCUACAUGGCACGUAUAGAGACAUCAAAUACAACUGAUGAGGCAAUAGACGAUAUGGAACAGAGUGAUUGUAUGAGAAGUUUGAUGGCUUGGAUAUCACGACGAUCAGGAAGGACAGGGACUUAUACCCAGUUGAACUCGCAACCUGAAGAGGAGAUACAUGAGCUGCAUGGUCGGUAAAGAGAGUCGUAAUUUACUCUUUACUUGAUCGCCUCAGAUAUCUAUAGGAAUUUUCUUUAUAUACGUACAAAAAAAUCAAGGUUUUAUUAAAUUAUUUAUUUUAUACAGGUGUC